GAAAUAGAGAACAAGGCCGCCAACAUUCGAGAGCUUGGCCAGCAAAUUGUCCACUUGGAUUCGUUUGUACGGCUGAACUACGUGGGUUUCCAGACGCUUACUGAGAAGUUCGACGACCUCCUGGGCACAGCUGGCAGUGCGCUCUUUGUGUCCGGUCUUCACUGCGAGCCUUUCUGUAACAUUCGCUUCGAUGACAUUUUGAUUCUGCUGGGCUUGGCAUGGGCGCUGUGGCGCACAGCACAAUCAACCGAGCAAAGCAAGGAUGCAACGUGGAAGCCGCCCGAGAGCUUUAUCCGGAACACGUCGAAGUACUGGGUAGCACCCGAGAAUGUGGUCCUGCUGAAGACCCGCAUCGUGGAACACCUGCCGUAUCUAAUCUUCGGCGCAUCUCAAACAGAGCAAGAAAAGCUGCUGGAGCCUUUCGCGCUCUUGGAUCUGGAGUAUGACGGCCUUGAUGACCAGAAGGCUCUCAGCGCCUACUCGGGUACAAUGGAGGAGUCGCAACUUCUCAGCUCAGUGUACUUCGACAGUCCGGAGGCAACCAGUUACCAGGAGCGGAUCCGCCGUGAAGAGGGGGCUCGAUUGGUCAGGUUUCGAUGGUAUGGAGAGAACAGCCAGGAGCCCGACAAAGAGAUCUACGUGGAGCGAAAGAUCCACCACGAGGGCUGGGGUGGCAAGAAGUCAGCAAAAGAACGCUGCGUUAUUCCCCAGGAGGACAUCUUCGAUUUCAUGAAAGGCAAGUUUGACAUUGAUGGGUACUUCAAGCAGCUCGAGGAGCAGGGAAUGUAUUCAGAAAAGGCCCGAAAGAACAUGAAGGGCAUCGCUGUUGAGGUGAACAAGCUGAUCCAAGACAAGAAACUCCAGCCCAUCAUCCGAACUUCGUAUUACAGAUGCGCCUUUCAGCUUGCGACGGACAACAAAGUCCGCAUUUCCCUCGACACGCAGAUGUCUCUUCUAAAUGAGUACAUGGCAGGAGGACAUCAGAACAAGCCCUGGUGCCAUAUAGCAUCAGACAGCCUGCAGCGUGACGACGUCUAUCGCUUCCCGUAUGCAAUCCUCGAAAUCAAGCUGCAGGACGUGUCAGAGGCUCCCCUGUGGCUCCGGCAGACACUCAACGACAUCAGCGCGAUCCAAGUUCACAAAUUCUCCAAGUUUCAGCAUGCGAUGGCCUUCCUGCACCCACAGCGAGUACCCAUACUGCCGCACUGGCACAAGGAUUUCCUGGAGUGGCAGAACAAGAAGGACGACGCCGAGGCCAAUUUUCGACGCCGGAAGAAGCUAAGCCGCCCGGAUUGUGAGUAA
Molecule: messenger RNA, 1302 nt
Organism: Symbiodinium necroappetens
Lineage: Eukaryota; Dinophyceae; Suessiales; Symbiodiniaceae
Source: the annotation of a GenBank genome assembly